CACACACACACUCGCUCAUCUGGCAGCGUCAAGGUGGAACACGAGCAGCUCGCGGAGCGCAGUGUCGUUCGGUCCUUCCCACCGACAACAAGUCCGCUGCUUCACUCCUUACGCGCACAGUCUCGCUAGCCUCCCAAGCAUCGCUCUUUCUCCCGAGUCGAGUGUCGUCGAGAGCAGUGUCACGGCGAUGACCUGACACGCGAAACCCGUGCGUGUACUCGGCAGCAGCAGCAGCAGCUUCCUCGAGUGCUUAGCGAAAAUGUGAGGAGCGCGCGCGUCGUGUAACACAGAGCGUGAGAGAGCGAGAGAGUCGACGACCGCCGCGAGAAACCGAGCGAAAGCGAGUGAAAGAGGGAUAGAGAGCAGUCUAGAGUGAAGCGGCGCAGAGAGAUGUGGCUACCGGUGCUGCUGCUCGCCGCGAUGGCGAGCGGCUCGCCUGCUACCUGCCCGGACUCUUGUCAGUGCCGCGAACCGCUGAUCGAGUGCGCCGGCCACGCGCCUAACCUGACCCAGCUCGACGAGCUGCCCGCCGGCUUUGACGAGCUCAGGCUCAGCAACCUGGCCCAGCAAGAAGACCUCAGAAUCUUCGAGGCGGCCGCCUUCGGUGCCGCCGGCAACUCCAGCAGCCAGAAGUUCAUGAGCCGACUGCGGGCCUUCGCCGUCACCAACUCAUCGACCCUGAACCUCGACUACUUCGUCGCCUGGCACAAGCGCCUGCCGAACCUGCGUGCGCUCAACGUGUCCUACAGUGACCUGGAAACCUUGAAAAACCUGGGAGCCGGGAUAAGCGUCCUGGACGCAGGUCACAACCGGAUACAUACCGUCGCUCUUGGAAUGCCCGAUCUGACCUGGCUCAGCCUGGCCGGCAACCGUAUCUCCUUCAUCAAGCCUUCGAGCAUGGCUGAGCUGAAGAAGCUCGAGUAUCUUGAUCUGUCGGACAAUGAACUGCUGGUGCUCGCGGAAAUCUUUGACCCGCUGCAGGCGCUGCAGCGACUCAACCUGGCCGGCAACAAGCUGUUGCACGUGAAGCCCGAUUGGUUCCGCAACCUCGGUCGCCUGGUCGAGCUGGACGUGUCGCGUAACCGGCUGACCUUCAUACCGGCCGACACGUUGCGACCGUUGACCAGCCUGGCCGUCUUCAAGCUAGCUGAGAACCCGCUGAUCGAACGCGACCUGUCGCUUCUUCUGGGCACCGGCAGACGUCUCGAGAUAGUCGACGCCUCGAGGAUCGGACUGCUAAGGGUGCCUGCAGCGUUGACGCGCUCGGUGAGGACGCUGAAGCUAUCCGGGAACCAGCUGACGUCCGUCAUGAGCGGCGACCUGGACAGCUACCCGCUGUUGACCGUGCUCGACCUGUCCGCCAACUGUUUGAGGAUCAUCGAGGACGACGCUCUGGGACGCCUGGAGAUGCUGCAGGAGCUGAUCCUCGCCGGUAACAUCCUGCCCAGCAUACCUAAGAGCCUGCCCAGUAGGCUCAGAAUAUUCGACCUCAGGCAGAACGCUAUAUCCAAGCUGAGGGCUAACGAUCUGCAGGGUCUGUAUUACCUAAAGGAACUGAACCUCAGCGGAAACAUCAUCGACAGCAUCGAGGAGGGAUCCUUCCGCCUGCUGCCAAAUUUGGAGGUUCUGGACAUCUCUGACAAUCCAAUCAAAUUGCUUCCCUCCGACAACCUUAGCGGCCCGUCCAAGCUCCUGACCUUGCGCAUGUCGGGUCUGAUGUCUCUGACCAUUGCGGAAAACCAGAACCGUGACACAGCUUUUCCAAUUUUGGCGCUCGAGCGACUGGUCACUCUGGACGUGUCUCGUAGUCCAGCUUUGGCCGAACAGCUUUUGGACGACAAUGCCGCGCUCUCGGCCUGCAAGUGUCUCCAGGAGCUGAACCUCUCGUACACCAAUAUCAGCUCGAUGAGGUCCGACCUGGCUUACGUACUACCGAUGCUGGAGAAGCUGAACUUGAUCGGAAACGAGUGGAACUGCAGCGCUGACCAAUUCUGGCUGGGCAAGUGGACGGUGCAGCAUCGGAAGACUUCUGGAGACAUAUCCACGAGGUGCACGACGCCCUGCGAAUUCGAGGGAAAGCUUCUGGAAGAGCUGCCGCAGCCACGGGAGACCGAGACCAUCACCAGGAGGCUUGCCGAAGUAAGUACGAGUACGAGUACUCCCGAUACGAGAACGAAUAGCGUCGCGAAUGGAAUCGCAAGCACACGUGGGCUGGCGGAAUCGCCGCGUACGCCGACAACGGUGUCUAGUAUACAGAGCACGACGGAUAAUUUGUCCAUCACGAGCACGACUUCGGCUUCGACUUUCAAAACUACCACGACCACCGAGUCGCCGAAUAUAAGUAAAGCAGAAGCGCAGGAGUUACGAAUGCCACCAUCCGUUACGCAGAAAAACGAAGAAACAGUCAGCAAAACCAGUACAUCAACCACCGUUAUGAAUUUCGAGCAGCCAAAACCAACUGUCGCGCCCAGCACGAUUGGCGAGCUGGUGCACGUGAAUCAAGCUACGGAAACGGUGCCAACGACCUCGAGUCUUAAGCCGAUGGCAUCGACCAUUUCGAACGACAUGAAGGUAACGAGAAAAGUUUUCUCUACGACCACAAUACCUCGCGAGACAUCACCAACAACGGCAACGACGACGACGACGACGACAACAACGUAUGUCCCACCUACGGCAUCGCCGAUACGCGACAUCACCACCAGAGUGUCGUACGCCCAACCAAAGCAACCAGUCGAGACCAUCAAGAUAGAGGCCAGCGAGAUCAUACCAACGCUCAAAGACGAGAAACUCGUCUUCGACGCGGGCUUGUUCAACGUCGGCAAAAAGUCAGUCAACCGAGUAGUCUCGGACUUCUCUCGCUCCAAGUUGCUUCUCGCCAACGAGGACCCGUCCUCGCGUGUCCUCCUCGCCAACGCCAACAACGCCGUCGACAGCAGCAACAAGGGCAUCGCCGAGGAACUCAACGGUCAGGCGACGGAGUCCGGUGCCCGCACUUCCGAGGCCACAAGUGGAGCCCACCCCGGCAUGCUGGUCCUCCUCGGCGCAGCGAUCGGCGCCGCGGCGGCCCUGACCGUCGUCCUCUCGAGACGGGCGACCGUGAAGCGACGGGAUCAACGACUCUACCAGCGCCACGAGAACAUCGAGGUUCACGCGCUCACGCCAACGACGGAGCUCUGGUGAUCACAGGAACCGCACAGACCGACGACAGGCUACUUUUGACUGUUCCGCACUCGGCGGUUCGUUCGGGCUUGUAAAAAAAAUUGGGGCGUACGGGCGAGUGCCGGAUUGAUAUUCCGACGGUGACAAUAAUGCGACGAGGAAAUCACGGGGGAGUGCUGAGACAGCUCGAGAGAGAACUGUAGUGAGACAGAGUUUUUUGUAAAAAAAAAGAAAAAUAAUAAUAACGGGGGUUGUUGAGGUGCGCAAGGUAAAUUUACAAGGGAUCGUCGCGACUGCGUUGACAAAAAAAAUGAACAGCGAACGAAACCGUUGUAGGUGUAGAAUACGCGAACGAGAUGACAGAGAGAGAGAGAGCGAUAUAGAUCAUUAUCUUUCGUAUAAGAUAAGCCAGUGUCAAAGUAUUAUUACGAUAAUAAAUAAUGUACAAAGCAGAAGUAAAUGAGAUUAUAAAUUCCGAGCAUUUCAUUUGCAUUCUUCGACAUUGAUUGAUGGAAAAUAAGAAAAUCGUUUGUUAAUCGUCCGUACUCGAGUGUACAUGAUUUUGUAAAAAAUAACAAAAAAAAAAAUUAUAAUAAUAAUAACGACAAAAUAAAAAAGUAACCUAAUCCAGUACUUGUAGAUACAUGUCAUUAUAAUGUAACAUAUAUAAGGACGAUGUUUCAUUGCCACUGUCUCCAUUAAUUUAUUAUUUUGUAUACUUAAGAUACGACAAGAAAAUGUACGCAACGUAGCCUGUACCUUAUCAUUGUAACGAUUAUUUAAUCUUAACCCGACCAUUAUUUCUCCAAAAUAAGCAACAACAACAACAACACGUACGUCAGAAUAUGAUAUAUUUGUUAAACGAAUAUUUACUAUUUUGAAAAUAAAUUUAAUUGCAACAA
Messenger RNA from Nasonia vitripennis (jewel wasp), 4061 nucleotides. Its product is annotated as insulin-like growth factor-binding protein complex acid labile subunit. The transcript has a single exon. Bases 391 to 3180 code for a protein of 929 amino acids. The record is from RefSeq and is a predicted model, not a curated record. Lineage: Eukaryota; Metazoa; Arthropoda; Insecta; Hymenoptera; Pteromalidae. Gene Ontology annotation, molecular function: protein binding.